AGAAGAGAGUAUAUUUGUUAAUAGAUUAUAGCUAAAUUAUUUAAAAUGUGAUCGUUUGCUACUUAAAUGAAUUCAUAUUCAUGAGCGAUGGAAUAUAUGUGAUCAUUGAACAAUUCGUAUUUCGAACUCAUAUUAAUGUCGGACCGAUGAAUCGUGUCUAUUUCAUAAUAUCACUUUCAAUAUUUACAUAGAUUUCUAAUUUAGCAUUAAUUACAUUUACAUUAACAACUGAAUUGCAUUACGAAAUUAAUUAUAUUUGUGAGUUAAAUUUCCGGCCAGUUUAUGACUUUGCGUUAUCUUUUAUUCAUUAAAAUUAAUUAGCAUAAAGAAUUCAUAUAGAUUUAAUUGUAAGUUUAGACUGGGAUAUAUUCAUAAUUUUAAAAUGAAGCGCCAUGAAUUAGUUCGUGAAACAUAAGUGAAUCGGCGUAGCAGUCGCGGCUUCUUUACAAACAGCUUUUCAUUUCUUGAUUCUCUUACCUCCGAAUUAUAGAAACUUUCCAUGGAAAGAGCUUUGACAACAAACUUGAUUUUUUUACUUCCAAUUAGAAAUAAUCAUCCAAGAUGAAAAUUGUUUGUGCUGCGUUAAAUUGCAAAUAUUCUUCAGAAAACGAGGAUUCCUCGAAUGUUACUUUUAUCAAUUUUCCCAACAAUGACACAGCCAAAGUAUGGGCAGAAUGUUGUGGCAGAUUGGAUUUAGCUACAAAAUCAAAUGCGGAAUUGCAUUCGAAUUAUUACAUUUGUUCUCAUCACAUUGAAGAUCGCUGUUAUAUAAGCAAAACUAUUCCCAUUGUUGUAGAAGAAGGAACCAUUCCCACUUUAUUUGGGACUGGCUUGACUACUGACGAUGAAGAUUCGAUAAAUAUGUUUCAUAAGGCACAGCAUCUCCAAGAAAUAAGUGACAAUGUGCCUUUAACAUAUUGCGAUAUGAAUGUCGAGAUAGACGAAUAUCAUAAUAUCUCUGUCAAAUUUGCCAAUUUAUGUCGAAUCUGUGGAAUAUCCACUUUGGAUGGAAUAGAUAUCUUUGCAACCAAGGGCAUAGAACUUAAAUUAAAAGAAAGAAUAAAUUUACAUAUGCCUAUCUCGAUUGAUGUAAACGAUUCAUUAUUACGGAAAGUAUGUACCGAUUGCUGUAAUAAAUUGGAAGUUGUACAUUCACUAGUUGUCUCAUGUCUUAGAACUGACAUGCGCUUAAAACAAUUUCUAAAUAUUGACAGAGAACCAGAAUACGAAAAUAAGUACAAUGCAUUGAUUGACGAAUGUUCCUUAGAGAUAGUCCAAGAAAUGUGUAUGGACGAUAAUUUGCAUAAUCCUAAUUCAUUUACUAUAAAUAAAAUGAUAAACUCUGAUUCAGAAAGUUUAAGAGAAUUAGAAAAUGGAGAAUGUACUGAAAUACAGAAUAAUAAUUUUCAAAGCAUUUCGAAAAAUGUGCCGUUAGAACUAAAUACUCUAAUCCAAACUUGUAGAGAAGUUAACAGUAAAAGUAAUGCAAAUGAGACUAUCACAGAAGAGAUAUUAAACUUGCAACAAGAUAAGAUCCAAAAUGGAAGUCUUAGUGUUAUAUGUCUACAAUGCCAAACUUUCUGUGAAACACAGGAAAUAUUUGAAAAUCAUAAAAUAAUUUGUAAUAAGACACAAGAUAUCUCUGAACAUGUAGAUAUGUGUAAAACUCCAGAAAAUGGAAAUCAACUUAAUCGUGAAAGAGAAAAUUUUCAGACACAUAAAAAAACAUUUUAUGAUAAGCAAGUUACUGAUAAAAACUACGAAUCAGUGCAUUGUACUGUUUGCAACCAAGCGUUUGCAUGUCAGCAGGAUUAUGAUAAUCACAAAUAUCUUCAUGAAAAUCUUAUUGAAACGAAUAAAAGAUGUGGUCAUUGUGAAAAAGUAUAUCAUGACAAAAAAAAUUUGUUAAUACACAUUAUGGAAUCGCACGAGGGACAAUUAUUAUUUAAGUGCUCUACAUGCAAUAAAACAUAUGAGAAGUGGUCUAGUUUAGAUAUUCACGAAGCUACUCAUAGAAUAGAUAAACCCUAUCUUUGCGAUCUGUGUGGAAAAAGUUUUAAGCAUUCCAAUAAUUUAAGGGGCCAUAAAAGAAUUCAUUUGGACGAAGCUAUAAAGAAAAGACACGUGUGUGAGAUCUGUGGUAAUGCAUUUAGAUCACGAUUUCAUUUGCGAGAACAUAUGAAUCAGCACGAUGAUAACAGACCCUAUUGUUGUGAACAAUGCGGCAAAGCUUUUUACAAAAGGAUUCAAUUGCGACAGCACAAAUUAUCACAUGGCUCUAAUAGGCAUACAUGUUCGAUUUGCGGUACAACGUUUAAUCGUAGAGGGAAUAUGAUCGCACAUAUGAAACGGCAUAAUAACGAUAAUGGAGGAUAUAAAUGUAGUGUUUGUGCCUACAAAUGUAAAUCUAUGAGCGAAUUAAAGAUACACAGGAAAAAUCAUACCGAGGAGGAAAUAGUGGACAGCAUUAAGAAGAAAUGUACCGAUAAGGACAUAUGGCGUUGUAAUAUUUGUAAUAAAAUAUUCUCAAAGCGCGCCAUCUUGUUAAAUCACGAGCGCAUACAUGAAGAUGAUAAGUUUUAUGAAUGUGAUGAAUGCGAUAAGAAAUUAGCAAGUAAAAGCUCGUUAAUGUAUCAUAAGAAGUCGAAACAUUUGAGAGAGAAGCCGCAUAUGUGUCAUUAUUGCGGAAAUUCGUUUGUUUCGAGAGAGGCGCGGCUAAUUCAUGAAAGGAUACAUACCGGUGAACGCCCUUACAUUUGCAAGGUGUGCAAUACGCAGUACAGAUGUUCCAGUAAUCUUAGCCAGCAUAUGAAGAUCCACACGGGUCUGAAGCCGCAUAAGUGCCAUUUUUGCGACAAAGGUUUUACGCGUAAAGGCGCGCUAACUGUACACGAAAGAAUCCACACGGGUGUUAAGCCUUAUUCUUGCGAGACCUGUGGUAAAAGCUUCUCACAGAAGAAUGACAUGUUAAAGCAUAUUAAACGCACAACUGCAGAUGGAUGCAGCGCAGUUAUUGUAACUAAAUCAUUAAACGAAAAUAAAAAUAUGUUAAAGCACACUGUGAUGCAUGAGCAAGACUCCUUAGUAAUUUCGAAUAUCAAUGCAUGAUACAUUUUUAAAUUUAUGUCAAUAAUGUCUCUUCGGAAAUUAAAUAAUUUUAGUAAUAAUGACAAUAAUUGUAUAUAUAAUAUAAUACGAUGAAAACAUCAAAACAUCAAAACGUAGAAAGAGAGCAAUUAAAAUUCAUCUCUGUCAAGUUAUUAUCAAAAAAGUCUCCUGAUUAAUACAAGUUCUUCAAGAAUGCAAGAAAUCAUCGAAUUUUGACUGAAUAUUUAUAGGAAUGGAAGUUUUAAGUUACUAGCGAAGGUACGACAAUAUAAAAACAUUCUAAGAAUAUAGAAGUCAGAUAAGAUUAUUUUAUACUGAUAAAACAAUAUUUCUGUCUGGUUAUACUAUUCUUAUUGGAGAUAUACAUUGUUGAAAGACUGAUGUGCUAUCUAGAAGCAAAAAAAUUUUAUGUGAUUGCAAGUGACAGAAAUUAAAUAUGUCAAUAUUUUCUCGAUAUAUGUUCGAAAAGCUACACAUCAGGCUUCGUAAAGCUGAUGAUUUGAUGAAGUCUGAUGCUGGUAUUUCCAUAAAAAAUAUUGUAGUUUGUUAAAACAAAUUGCAUCGACAUCUAUAAUAGAAAAAAUGAAGAUCGCUUUACAAGUCAUGAUUUAAACUUUAUAAACAAUACUCAAACUGGCUUGGCAAGCAAUCAUCUGAAAGCGUUCAUUUAUAUCUUGAUAGCCUACCCGCAUUGCUGAAAGAUGAGGAGCAAUAAAAGUCGUUGUUAUAUAUAGAAUAAUACUCUUUAUUGUUUUUGAUAGUUGUUGUUUUUCAUAUCGUGCGCUGCAGUUUCUUUUUACUCAACUUUUGUCAUUCAAUAUCCAGUUAAACGACUCCCCGUUUUACUGUCAGUUCUGCUGCUAAUAUAUUUUGGUAGAACAGUACGUGAUACAACUCCACGAUUUUAGAACAAAGAGAAACGAAAGGAAA
Acromyrmex echinatior (Panamanian leafcutter ant) is the source of this 4038-nucleotide messenger RNA. RefSeq lists its product as uncharacterized. NCBI's taxonomy places the organism in Eukaryota, Metazoa, Arthropoda, Insecta, Hymenoptera, Formicidae. Gene Ontology annotation, molecular function: DNA-binding transcription factor activity, RNA polymerase II-specific; RNA polymerase II cis-regulatory region sequence-specific DNA binding; zinc ion binding. Gene Ontology annotation, cellular component: nucleus. Gene Ontology annotation, biological process: regulation of transcription by RNA polymerase II. The record is from RefSeq and is a predicted model, not a curated record.